This is a messenger RNA of Cinara cedri, 1161 nucleotides long. NCBI's taxonomy places the organism in Eukaryota, Metazoa, Arthropoda, Insecta, Hemiptera, Aphididae. The record is from the annotation of a GenBank genome assembly.
UCUGCCGGGUAAACGGAGUACCCGUACGGCCGUUUAUCGCGAGUAUUAUUACCGUGCAAUUUGUCGGGACGUGGGCGAAACCCGCAGCGACGACGUAUUGCGUGUCUCCCGGUACAAUCUUCGCGCGGCGGCCGCCGCCUCGGUCACCGUACACCGUAUUACAGUGUUAUCAUUGAGUGUGCGUCGGUUUUUUUUGUUUUUUCCGGACCCGGAUUUAAAUCGUUGACGUCGGUCGAGAUCUGUGUAAAGGAGAUUUCGUAUUACAUUGACGGUUUUGCGUGGAGAUGAAACGAGGAGUUUAAACGUUUCGUUUUUCUCUUCCGAACUACGUAGAAAAACGCCGAGAACCGAAUGGUUGUUUCGAUUGUCGGUUUCGACAUUCAAAGCCGAAUCGACCGAAUUACCGGACUCGAAGGCCGCCGCGAGAACGUCGUCUGCGGUCGUAUGCGCGGGUGUUUGCGCGCGGUGAUAUUGCCGAUUCUCUCGAUUCACUUGCGCGCGUACCUAUGCGGUAGAAAAAAUAAAAACACCGACAAAUCGUAUCGUACCUCGCCCGUCAGUAAACGCCGAGCCGGACGAAGUGCGCCCGCGACACGAAUGCGCAAACAACGUUCCUGUGCACCUUUGCGUUUGACAAUUGCGGCCGGACCGCAGACGGCGCGUUGUCCGGCCGCGCCGGACGAAAUGCCGCCGCGGACGGUCGUCCGGUUUUCGGCGCUGCCCGGAUGCGAUCGCGCGCAACCGUACCGCGGUUACCGUGCCGCGUCGUAUCGUUCGAAAUGGAAACGCCGAGCUGCGCCGCCGACGUCCGCGGCUCGAUUCAAGUCGAAACGCCCGUUUUCGGCCGGUACCACCGCGCGGUUCCCCGACGCAGCGUUUCGCGCCCCCUCCCCCCCCCCAAAACGACAACGGGCGUCCGGCCGCGAAAACCGUUUUCGCGUUUCGCCUUUUUCUCGACGGUUUUCGCGUUUCGCCGGCACGCGCGUUCCGUUUUCGUUCAAACCGUUUUUACGCGAGCCGUACGCGCGCGAGAACCCAAUCAGGCCGAUCGCGGCGAUCAGAACGGUAUCGGGGUCUCCGGAACCCGACGUCAACGGCGUUAGGUCGGCUUUGGCAUUUUUCGGCGCAUCCGCAAUGGUUUCACAUGCGGAAUGCACGUGA